AAAUGGCUUCCUCGUCUUCGCCCACGCACUCUUCAGAUGUAUGGGGAAUACUCCCAUAUCAAUUUUACAAACUACGCCAGCAACGCUUGAGCAUAACUGGUACUAGAAGGGGUGGGAGUGGUGUUGCAGCGGACGGGUGCAUUGAAGACAUGAUUAUUGAGAAUGGGGGCCAUUUAGCAUGUUUCGCAAGCCAGAAAUUGCUGCGGCGGGAGCGGCACAGUGGCUACGUAAGGAAAUGGAAACAUGGAGAACAGAGGAGCUCAUGGCAAAGGUUGACACGAAAAAGAGUACAGAGCAAAGACGAAAGGAAGGCCUUGUCCGAUGAAUGGUUGAAAGCCGUUAGAGAAGACCGCGCACUUCAAAGAACAACGGUCAAGGAGCUAGCGAAGAUCUAA
This is a messenger RNA of Lindgomyces ingoldianus, 395 nucleotides long. RefSeq lists its product as uncharacterized. NCBI's taxonomy places the organism in Eukaryota, Fungi, Ascomycota, Dothideomycetes, Pleosporales, Lindgomycetaceae. The record is from RefSeq and is a predicted model, not a curated record. The transcript has a single exon. The annotation marks the transcript as partial.